Molecule: messenger RNA, 5866 nt
Organism: Macrosteles quadrilineatus (aster leafhopper)
Lineage: Eukaryota; Metazoa; Arthropoda; Insecta; Hemiptera; Cicadellidae
Gene: Mondo
Product: MLX-interacting protein
Exons: 16
Coding region: 164-2821 (885 amino acids)
Biological process (GO): regulation of transcription by RNA polymerase II
Cellular component (GO): nucleus
Molecular function (GO): DNA-binding transcription factor activity, RNA polymerase II-specific; protein dimerization activity; RNA polymerase II cis-regulatory region sequence-specific DNA binding
Source: RefSeq, a predicted model, not a curated record
UGUUUGGUUGGUUUUGGUUGGUGUAUGAUGGUCUACAUGAAGCAUAACAAUAACAGUUAAUAAUUUGUUUGAAGUUUUUUAUUUGUUGGUUAUUAUAAUUAGAUCUAUGUUCGGUUGUAUGGAAAAUUGUAUCUUCUUCAGGCUUUACGUAUGAAGUGAUUUAAUGCAGUGUGGUGAAUUGGUGAUCAGGCAAAAGCCUAUUAUGACAAUCAUGACCCAAAAUGUGGGCUUGAUUGAAACUAGUGCAAGUGCGAGGUUAUUGUCCAAGAAACCCCCAGAAAAAGAAAUAAUACAUUCUGGACACUUCAUGGUUUCAAACUUUGAAGCAGAUGCACAGGACGAUGAAGAUGUGUUUGCCAGUAAUUCAUAUGAAGGAAAACGUGAUGACAAUAAUGCAAGUGGGGUACCUUCAAGUUCUUCAAUCGGUAAUACUCCUGGUACUGCUGUACACAAAUUUAAGCCUAUUCAACACAUCUCAAUUGAAACAUCACUCACCAAGCUCUUCCAAUGCAUGUCUUUGGCUUACAGGCAAAAACUUACAUCACCAAAAUGGAAUCGUUUCAAAGGAAUUCGGUUGCGGUGGAAAGACAAAAUAAGAUUGAACAAUGUAAUAUGGAGAUGCUGGCACAUGCAAUUUAUCACCAAGAAAAAUGCAUUGGUAUGCCAGUUUGCAUCUCCGCUGGAUACAGACACUCACAACAAACCCGAAGCGAUUGUACUGGAAGGGAAGUAUUGGAAAAGAAAGCUCAAUGCAGUGACUGCUGAGUACAAGAAAUGGAGGCUGUUUUACAGGAACCGUCUCUUAGGCUGUUGUUCUAAAGAUGGGCUGGACCCACAGGACAUGUUGUCAGAACUAGAGCUACUGGAGUGGCAGCCUCAUGGAGAUGACAGCCAUAUGAUGGUGGAUGAGGACUACAUGGAGUUCAUGACAGAUACUCUGUUUUCUACCAUCAGUGCCAAUCAGCCCUUUGCGUUCCCAGAUACUAGAGAGAUUGCUCGGGGAGCGAGCUUGGCAGAUUUCAUACAGCCAAGCUUGGUUCAGCUUCAGCCGAAUCUAGACGAUUUCAUGGACACUUUUGAACCACUUCAAGAGCUGUUCUACUCAAAGUUACCGCCUGUGCCUGAGGAGAGUCAUACAUCAGUGUCUACAGACAACCUUUACCGCUCACUGGACUACCAAGCAUCAUCAGCUACUACCAAGACACCAGACAUGUCUAGCUACCAAGCUCCCUCUCCUCCCUCACCCACUACUAGUGCUCCGUACUACCAAUACCCUCCCCAGCAGUCACAACCUCCACCCUCACCCAAGCAGAGACCUCCCUCCUACCAUGGGACCAUAUACAGCAUGCAACAAUACCAGCAGCUGUCUCCCCCACCCCCACAGAGGACUUCUCCCUCCCCUCCUCACACCUCUCAACCCUCAGAGUUUAUGCCUCCCAACUACCCCCGUGUUCCCAUCAGAUCCAAUAGUCUCCCCAUGGCGGGAUCUCUGCCUACUCGUCGAGAUGAGGAGUUGUUCGCUGUUCCAAAGUUGAAGAUGUUCAACCGGUCGCGCAGUGGGUCGUGUCUGGCGGGAAGUGUCAAGCAACCACCUCCUCUUGUGUCAGCCGUCAGUGAGCCUCAACUGGCCUUGCCGCCUCCACCCCCCUCCACCAGUGCCUUGCUAGCUCAUCUGCUCACCACCAGUAGUACAACAUCCCAUGCCUACACUGGACCCUCAGCAGCAGGGUUCCCCAAUGAAACACUCAAAAUGUCCGAGUCACUUCCAUCACUUGAAGCUUCUUACUAUAAAAAGCCUGAACGGCCAGAAAAGCAAGCUCAACAUCGCUCAGUAAUAUAUUCUACACAGACUGACAAUGGCUCCCUGAACCUAUCAGCACGCAGUGUCAGUAUAACGGACAGUCGUAUACCUCCGAUCUACGAGACGUUCACAUUUACCGGAGGCCCAGCAGGGGGAGGUGGAGUGAGACACCGCAAAACAUCAGCCCCACUGCUGCACCACCCUCCACCACCUCCAGCUCUCAUGUUACCGCAGGUGUCACCUUCACAAACGUCCACCCAGGUGAUCAGCAGUGCCAGCAACAGUCCUAAACACCCUGACAGUCCAGGAGCCAGUGAUUGUCUCAGUCUGUCACCUCUCAACGUUGGUAGUCCGGGGUCAGCCACACCACACUCGCCUACUACAGGUGUCUACAAGGAACAUCGGCGGGUGAGUCACAUCAACGCAGAGCAGAAGAGAAGAUGUAACAUCAAGAAUGGGUUUGAUACCCUGCACAGUCUAAUACCUCAGCUCAGUCAGAACCCGAAUGCAAAACUUAGCAAGGCUGCAAUGCUACAAAAGGGAGCUGAAUACAUCAGACAGCUGAGGGCUGAUAGACAAACACUCAAAGAUGAAAUAGACAACCUACGGCAACAGGUGGAGUCAUUGAACUCUGCUAUCAGCAACUGCCAAGCAAUGUUGCCAGCUACUGGGGCUCCUGUUUCCCGACACCGAAGUACAAAGAUGAAGGAGAUGUAUGAUGAAUAUGUUCGAGUACGCACUCAAGAGAACUGGAAGUUUUGGAUCUUGAGUCUCUUGUGUGAGCCUCUGCUCAACUCCUUCAAUGCACAGGUAUCCACACAGAGUCUGGACGAGUUGUACAGAACAACUCUCAGUUGGGUGGAUCAACAUUGCACUCUCAGUGUGCUCAGGCCUUUGGUUCUGAAUGCCUUGCGUCAACUUUGCACCACUACAGACAUUUUAUCAGAUCCUGGGAGACUACCAGCCGAGGCUCGGGCGGCUGCUAUCAAGGAUUCCUCACUCCCUCAUCCUCCCAGUUAGUACCAACGGUAGCGGCUUUAACCUUUUUGCCUUGAAAUUCCCAAGCAGUUUCACAAUGUUAAGUCAUUUGCGAUAUUUAUCUCAGCAUCAGUUUUAUUUAUAUCUGGGUGAAAUUUAUCCAUUGGAAGUUUGUUUUAAGUUGUGUGGGUUUGGAAUGUUAUGAUCUCAACUUUUCUGUUACCGGUAUUCAAUUUUUGUAAACUAACCAUUAACUAUUAGGAAACUUUGAACCCUAUCACUUGAUGGAAAAUAACUCCUUUUAAAUCUGCCUAACAUAUUUUAAAGCUUGUUUUUUUCUGGUAGAAAAAAUAAAUAUUUGCCUACAAAGAUUAACAUAAAACGUAUUUCUAAUAAAUUUGUCUUUCAUUAAAAUACUUCAAAUUCAAAUUAUUUAUUACUUUUGCUGUAGGAAAAAAAAUAUCCUCAUAUUUUCUUACAUAUCUUAGGUUUAAAAAAAAACCCCUUUUAAGUUCCCGAGAGCGCUUUGAAAAUAAUGCCACAGAAAAUUUAUUCUUUAAGUGAAUAGAGUGCAGCUACCACGGCCACUGGGCUUAUCGAACUUGGAAAUUCAGGAGUCAUUAAAGUAUCAAGGCCAGCGGAGAAUAAUGUCUAAACGGGGUAUUUUGCUGGGAGGAAAGGGUGGUUGAGUAAAGAGUGAAGCAAGAGAGAACGGGAGAGGAAGGUGAAAGUGAGCUGAUGCAAGGGUAGAAAAUGAUUUUUGAAUCCAACGUAACACCAUAAUCAUCAUGCUUGGUUGUAGUUUUCAGUAACAAUUAACAAUUCAGGCUUUCAUAUGAAUGUCAUUAUCACGAGCCUACAAAGAAUGUUUUCAUGAUUACUGAAAUAUUUAUUUGUAAGGGUAGACUAAUCUUAAAAAAUAAAAGCCAAACUUGCCCGUAUGACAUACAGGAUGAUCAGUGGACAUCUUAACAGUUAUUAUUGUUGUUAUAAACAGGUAAAUUUUUAAAAGUACCUAAUAUACUCUUCAUGUGGGCCUUCCAUAAUUUUGUCAAGCUAGGUGUUGCAAUCUACAAUACUUUUUUGAAAUUAUAAACUAAAACCUAAAUAAAAACUAUACACUUUUAGUAUAAAAUUUAUAGUGAAACAUUAAAAAGUAAUCAAAGGGUCACAUAAACUAUUCGUUCAAACCCGGGUGACCUUACUUGGAAUCGCCGUUAUAGAACAGUUUUCCUAAGUUUCAUAGCAAUCAGUUCGCUCUAACAUUGUUUUUUUUAGCGGCUAAAUUUAUAGAGCCCUUACUAUAGUGUAUAGUGAAAUAUUAAUUUUUCCACUUCAUUUGAUUGAAUAAAUGAUAGUAAAAUUCACAUCCAAUCACAGCUAAGUUAAAUAUUUUUAAUGUGAAAAAAAAAACAUUGCAUUAAAGGAACAGCUAAUAUAGUUGCUUUUAUUUAACAGGCUAGGUUAUAUUCUAGUUUUAUAUUAGUUUAAAACACAAACAAUUUGGUAAUUUCCUGAGCCGCCCAUAUGAUUACUGGCUUCAGUUUAUAAUUUGACUAUUUCAUGAAUUUUCUAUGCUAUUACUCUAGUAAGUUAAAUUAAUAUUAAAUAUCAUAUUAAUUAAGGAUAUCAUCAAUGGUGAUGAUAUUCUUGGAAGGUCACAAUCCGUUGCCCAAAACACUAAGUAACAGGAAUAUUUCCAUCCCCUCUUGCCUCCCCCCACUGGGUACCAACUUCAUUGUUCGCUCUUAUCCAUGGGCCAGGUAUUUUUGAAUUGUUGGAGUUAGUGCUUGUUUUUGUGCGAACUAAAGACUAAUGAAGCGUAAAAGGGUUUGGCCCCAGAUAAGGACCACCGGUGGCCGUGGCUCUGUUUACAAGUGCAUAUUUACUACAUUUUAUCGAAAUAAAGAAAAAUUCCGUUACAUUUAGCACAUAUCUAACAGUUGUUAGUUUAAUCUAGAUAAAUGUUGUCUUCCUGUGAAACUCUUGGUGAUAUAUAUUUAUGUUCAAUUCAAUUAUUAAAAAAAUAUAACAAAAAUUCAAUUAAUAACUUUAGUGUUUUGUUUAGAUUAGAUGUAGAACAUGUUAAGUUUGUCAAGUGUUUAUUUUACUUUUUUUAUUGGUUAAUCAUGUAUGUUGUUUAUUAGUUGUUGGUUUUAAUAUUAUUUUGUCCUGUUAAUUUUAUUGAAUAACUUUGAUUGAUGUAGCCUUAAUGUUAUGUAUUUAAUAUUUAGCAACAAACCAUUUUGUGUCUGUUACAUAUCCAGUUAGUUAAAUAUUUAAGAUAAAUUUGUUUGUUUUCUCUGUUACGUUAUUUGGGUAGUACAAAUUUUAUUGAUCACUGGUUGUUUGAAAACUUUGCCUUGCAUAUGUUAAAAGUUUGUUGUUGUAUAUUAAGGGUGAUACAAUUGAAAACAAUUUUUCUGUGAUAUGAAUACAAGUUGCAGCCAACGUAAGUGUAACUUUGGAAUGCAUAAUUCUUUUUACAUUUUAUUCCAGAAUCAAGUUAAAAUUGUAUUUUUUAAGGAUACAAAGAUUAUAUUUUUUAGUUAGUUAAUAAAUAUCUAUCGUUUUUAUAAACCAUAAAAAUAUAUCUAAAUACAAAUGUGCCAAACCGUACAAGGUAUCUUAAGUAAUCAAACUAGCCAUUAUUUUAAGUGUAUUUAAUGUGUAAGGAUUUUAAUUUUUCUGUUACAUCUACUAAACAAACCAAUAAUCCUAUUAUUAAUCAAAGUACAUAUCCAAUUAAUGUCAAUGCUUUUGCUUCAGCCUUCACUUUUAAUAAGCAAACAAACCCGAAUACUGUAUUUUCCUUUACCACGUCUUCAAAUUGAUGAGAGUAAAUUACUAGCCGUUAACAAGUUCAACUUAGAAUUUUGAAAGCUACUACUUAAUCUGUUUCAAUAGUUUUUACCAACUGUAGACCUAUAGUUGCCUACUCAAUAGGUUGAAAAAAUUCCUUUGCUAUAUAUCAGAAAUAGUUAAAAUGGAUUUUUCUUAUUAUUUUUAGUCUGAGAGCACAAUUUUACACUUAUGAAAAUCCACAUUGAAUAUAUUUGUAUACAGUAAUUACAUUUUAUAAAAUUA